Molecule: messenger RNA, 2196 nt
Organism: Asterias rubens (European starfish)
Lineage: Eukaryota; Metazoa; Echinodermata; Asteroidea; Forcipulatida; Asteriidae
Product: NLR family CARD domain-containing protein 4-like
Exons: 4
Coding region: 1-2064 (687 amino acids)
Source: RefSeq, a predicted model, not a curated record
AUGGCCACAGCUAACUCAACAGAUUUGAUGACUACAACUAUUGAUGGAGGAUCUGGAUUAACGACUGAGAACACGAUAGCCAUUAUUGCUGUUUUUGUUGUCGCAAUUGGUGUAGUUGUUGCAAUAUUGAGUUAUAGAGAGAAUCGGAGGAGAAACAGAGAGGAUCGAAGACGUCGUCUUCAAGAGGAUCAAAGAAUUCUUCAAGAGGAUCAAAGACGUCGCCAGCAAGAAGAUCUACCAUUGUUAACUCGACCAACAGAGGGAACAUCAGGCCCUGACAAAGUUCAAGCUGUUGCAUCAAAAGUCAAUGAGGCGGUGAAGAAAGUGUACAAAUCUACAGGUAGCUAUGUACAGAUGCUCCCAUGGGUUGAUGAUCAUCAGAUGCACAUAAUGAACAUCUUCACUAAGCUAUGUUUAGUUGAACAAGUUGACACAAUGGGGAAGCCUCGAAUAAAGGGUAAUAAAGGGUUGAUGCCAUUUGAGGAAUUAUAUAAAGAUAGGCAGCCUGAGACAAGGGAAGGUAAUCCUAAUAAAGGUGAGCUGAAAUCAUAUGAAGAGAUUUUUAAAUUUCAGACACACCAUGAGGGAACUCCAAUUAAACGUAUCGUUAUAAGCGGAUCAGCAGGAAUUGGCAAGACAACCCUAAUUGACAAAAUUGCAUAUGAUUGGGCAAUGGGUAACAGUGAGACACUCAAUAAGUUUAAACUUGUUUUUGCUUUAAAAAUGGGUUCAUUGCAACAAAGUAGCAACUUAGAAGAUGCCAUCUUUGAGAAGCUUCUCGCAAAAGACACUGUAGAUGAAUCUGCUUUGAAAGAGUUUAUUGACAAGAACCAAGACAAAGUAUUGAUUCUCUUGGAUGGAUUUGAUGAAUGUAAAAUCACUACAACUGACACAUCCUCAUUUGGUUCGAUUCUCAAAGUUAUUAAUCGAAAGCUGGGCCCAGAAUAUUGGGUAGUUAUUACAUCCCGUCCUCCCCUUGACAAAUUAGUCAACUCAUCAUUGGUUAUGAAGCCCUUUACUCAUGUCAGAGUUGAGGGCUUUUCUAAAACAGAUAUAAAUGAAUAUGUGAACAAAUUCUUCCCUGAUGAUCAUGACAAGGCUAGCAAGCUUAUAGAGCAGAUAGAACUCUCAGAUACCUUGUCUGAUUUGGCAGAGAGUCCCAUGCUACUGCUGCUGAUGUGUUUGCUGAUGGGGAGCAAAGAGAAUACCCUCCCAGACACAAUGACCCGACUGUAUAACAAAGCACUGAAUUACAUAUUCAAAAGAAAAACAAGAGACAUCAAAGAUGCUGAAAUAUCACAGAUUUUAAUUUCUAUUGGCAAGGUUGCUCUAGGUAGUCUCUUUUCUAGAGAUCAGUCAUUUGCCUUUAGAGAAGGGGACUUUGAAAAGACUGCGUUAGAUGCAGCAAUGAAUGCAGGUGUCCUCACUAGUGAGAGGGUCAUCGAUGGGCUUGAUACCUAUCAAAGAGUGUCUUUUAUACACCACACGUUUCUGGAGUAUUGCGCAGCAAUGUACUGGCAAAGCUUGAUAAACACUGAGGAAUUUGACAGAAUCCUAGAUCAGACAGAAGUAGAGUCAACUAAGGGAGCCACAUUAGGAGUUCCUUAUUAUUCUCGACUAUUUCGCUAUGAGUAUCUGUUCAGAUUUUGUUGUGGAGACAAUGAGGCAUGUACAAAUCAGAUUUUAAAGAAGAUUCAUCAAGGCAGAGAUUCGCAACUUAUUGUUAUUUGUUAUUUUGAGAGUCAAUCAAAGGAACUUCCACAAGAAAAUGCUAUAAGUUCAAUUCUGACUGGUGAUAUUGACAUUUCAGAGUGGAAUAAUGAUAGUACAAACGCAUUAUUUCAUUUUCUGAAGCAAGUGGCAGCCCUCAGCAGAGGAAAUGAUUACUUCUCAAAGGUUAAGAGACUGGUUAUCAAGCAUUUUAACUUCCAGAGGUUUGGUACAGAUUUUGCAAAGUCGCUUAUGCUAAUGACUAAUUUACAAUCUCUUUCUCUGCAAAGCAGCUCAUUAACUGUUGAAAUACUAAUCAGAUCCUAUCAUCAUUGGCAAGUCCAUCAACAUUGACUGAGCUAAUCCUCUCAGGGAAUGAAGCCCUUGGUGGCUCUGUGUCAUCGUUGGCUCCUCAAUUGAUGAAACUGAAGCACCUCAAGGAGCUGCACGUGUUUAAUUGCUCACUGGAAGAUCAAGAUGUGUCGU